Messenger RNA from Biomphalaria glabrata, 11918 nucleotides. RefSeq names its product tight junction protein ZO-1-like. Gene Ontology annotation, molecular function: cell adhesion molecule binding. Lineage: Eukaryota; Metazoa; Mollusca; Gastropoda; Planorbidae. Gene Ontology annotation, cellular component: plasma membrane; bicellular tight junction. The transcript has 38 exons. Gene Ontology annotation, biological process: regulation of apoptotic process; protein localization to cell-cell junction; cell-cell junction organization. The record is from RefSeq and is a predicted model, not a curated record. The coding region runs from base 32 to 5572 and encodes 1846 amino acids.
ACCAUUUAUCCUUACGAAUGUAGCAUCAAAGAUGGCGGGCAAAAGUGGGAUUGCCCGUCAACUUGAACGAGUGAGACUAAAAUUCGUGCAAGAAUUAGAUAUCAAUAAACUUUUACCACGAUUGCUUAGGAGAGGUAUUUUUACCGUCACCGAAGAAAAAGAAAUAUUGAGUCCACCAAGUCCAAAGAAAAGAACUGAGAACCUUUUGGAUAUUAUUUCUCAAAAAGAUCGCUACGCUUUCGCAGAAUUUUGUAAAAGUUUAGAAGAGUGUGCACCUCAUCUUUUGACAUCAUUAAUUGUUGAAAAUCAAGGAACAGACGCAGGUGUUGAAGAUAAUCCUCCAACACAGGCCCUGCAGCUGGGUUUUGAGCUUGCCCUAAAAGAAAGAGAUGCUGUUCUGCGAGAAAAUGCUAGGGCACAGGAGGCCAGGGAUGAAGCCCUGAGGCAGUUGGAGGCUGUCAAGAGGGAGAGAGAUCAGGCUGUGUCUCACUUAGAGAACUACACAUCCAAGUCUGGGAAAGUCACAGAUGGAAUUUCAACAUUGGAUAGAGCAGGCAAAGUGGUAAAGGAUAAACCUGUUGUCAUGGAGACAGAUCUAGCCUAUGAGGAGUUAAGGUUCACUAGCUCCUCUUUACUCAAUAACCAGAAUGGUCCCAAUGUUGUGUGGGAGACUCACCAAGUAACACUACACAAGGCUCCCACUUUUGGAUUUGGAAUUGCAGUUAGUGGUGGGAGAGACAGUCCUCAUUUCGCCAAUGGAGAUCCAUCUGUUGCCAUUUCUGAUGUUUUGAAGGCAGGGCCAGCAGAGGGCAAGUUAUUAAUCAAUGACCGAAUAGUAUCAGUGAAUGGCAUCUCUUUAGAGAAUGUUGACCACUCAACUGCUAUCAAUGUAUUACGUGACUGUGGGAGCACUGUCAAUCUGGUUGUCAGGAGGAGAACACUCUUACCAGUUUCACACCCAGACAGAUCGUCUGCUCCGCCAUUCAAGAUAACUCUGAGCAAAAGGAACAAAAAAGAUGAUUUCGGAAUCAUUCUUGGUUAUAAAUUAUAUAUCAAGCAUGUCUUGCCGAAUUCCUUGGCGGCAGGAGAGCAAACUUUGCGAGAAGGAGAUAUUGUACUUAAGAUCAACAACACGCCAGUAGAAAACCUUUCUCUGGCAGAGGCCAGGAAACUGAUUGAUAAGAGCAAGGACAAGCUGCAGUUGAUUGUCAACAAGGAGAGGAGGUCAGAGGAAAGGUCAUACCCUCAGGCGAACCUUCCUAGUCUUGGUGCUAUGGGCACUGAUGCUGAUUACUUCCCCAGUCGAAUAAGGGACAAGGAUGAUGUCAAUGUUUACAGGCCGAGUGUCAGGUCAGAAGAGGACAUCUAUGUCAAGGAUCCCACAUCCAUGCGGCAGCCAGUGCCCCCUGGAGCAUAUCCAAACUCUGAAAACACACGCUAUGAUGGUCACUAUGUCUUAGAUAAUGAUCCUCCCAUUCGAGCAUCUCGGCCAGUAGAAAAUAGUCACCGGGAUGGUUACUACAGUGAUAGAGACGACGGGUGGCGAGGACGGGAAGACUAUCUUCCACAUGCCAAUGAACACAUGGAUGAUGUGUUUGCUUCCCAUCAGUCAAUCCAUGAGCGUUAUGUCGACAUGCGCAGCGACAUCUGCUCAGAACCUAGGCAAGUGACAUUUUUAAAGGACAAGCAGACAGGACUUGGCCUGCGUCUGGCAGGGGGUAAUGCCACUGGGAUAUUUAUAGCCAGUGUGCAGCCUGGGAGUGCUGGAGAAAGGGAAGGCCUUGUAGAGGGAGACCAGAUCAUCUUGGCUAACGACCAAGAGAUUACAGGUUUUACCAGGGAGGAGGCAGUGUCCUACUUGACUAGUCUGGAAGGGGAAGUCACUAUGGUUGUGCAGUACAGAAAAGAAGAAUAUGACCUUAUCAUGGCAAGUCAUGAAGCUGGUGAUUCAUUUUUUAUCAGGGCCCACUUCAAUUACACAGCCACUAAUCCUAGCACAGAGCAUUCCUUCAAAGUCGGGGACUUAUUCAAUGUCAAGGACACUCUCUUUGGUGGUAUUGGUGGCUCCUGGUUGGCAAUCAAGUUAUCAGAGGAUCCGGCAGAAAAUAAAAAAGGAACCAUCCCAAACAGUAAAACGGCUGAAAUUCUCAAGUCUCAGCAAGGAGAAGAUAACAACAAAGAGAAUUUCCCAAACAGGGGACGAGGAAGCUUGUUCAAAAGGAAGACCUCCAGGCGAAGCAAGUCCUUAGGGAAAGAUCACUGGGAUGAAGUUAUAUUUGAUGAGGAGGAGGAAGCUGGAUUAGGUACCAAGUUCCCAGCCUAUGAGAGAGUUGUACUAAGGGAACCUGGCUUUGUUAGGCCUGUGGUUAUAUUUGGUGCAAUAGCUGACAUUGCUAGGGAGAAGCUCUUAAAUGAGAACCCAGACAAGUUUGAGUCGCCACAGAUAGAGAAACCUUCCACAACUGGUGAGAAAAAAACAGCCAUUAUAAGACUAGGAGCUAUACGAGAAGCCAUAGCUCAGCACAAGCACUGCCUACUAGAUGUGACACCCCAAAAUGUGGACAGGCUGAACUAUGCCCAGUACAAUCCUAUAGUCAUCUUCUUGAAAGCUGACAGCAAGCAGUCCAUCAAGGAUGUGCGCAGCCGGUGGAAAAACUCAUCCAGGAAUCCCAGGAAGCUUUUGGAGCAGAGUGAAAAGCUGGAGAAAACAUACUCUCACUUAUUUACAGCUGUGUUGGAACACAAGGGCACAGAUGCAUGGUUCAUGAAACUCUGCCUAAAGAUUGAUGAACAGCAAAAGCAGAAGAUAUGGAUGUCUGAAAAAAAGCCCCAGGAAGACAUGAGUGAUGACUUCAUGUUCCCCAUGUCCAAUCGCAUGAGCAUCGCUGGGGGUGCAGAGAGUGACCAUGAGCAGCCCAGGCCAAGAGAUGACCUUGAUGUGUCCCCCAUCAGAAAGAAGCAGCUGAUGAGGUCGUCAAGUGACCCCAGUGUCAACACACAAGAAAACAUUCCUGGAAUUCCUCCCUACCCUUCCCCACCUACGUAUAAAAAUCAAAAGAUCCCCUCAGAUUCCAAAUACUCUAUUGGCGAUAUCAGUCCCAGGUUAAUAGUCAGAGAUGACUUACAAGUCCACCCUGAAGACAGAUAUUACCCUUCUUAUUAUUCUGAUCAAAUUAACACUAUAUCUCAGUACCCCCCAUCAAGAUCACAUAUUGAUUUAUAUGCAACUUUGACUCCCAGUGAAAGGCUUCACCAGCGUAUCAACACAGAUCCCUCCUAUGUAAGUGGUAUGGACGCCCCAUACCAUCCCCAAAUGGAUGAAGGGGACAACACAUUGAGUAGACAGCGGCUGACCCAACCUGGACCUGCAGGAGAUCACAGGACGUACAAUGACAGCUCCUCCCACUCCAGUGACUCAUACAGCAAGUACAUCAACUCUCCCCAGAACAAGCACGAUGAUACCAAGCUCAGGGAAAAGUUUGGCAGCCUUCAGAUUGGUGGUGGUGGGCGGAGCCUUGGGCAUGACCCGUACCGUUUCACCAGGAGCACAGCCAACCCUAUCAGCGGUCAGGUGGACAAGGCCAAACUCUCUGACCUUUCGGCAAGAUAUAGGAAACAAGAUGUGCAGCAGAAGCCCACCAUCACCAAACAGAUGUCUCUUCCCUCUGUACAGCAGCCUGUGUCUAAACAGAAAGAACCUCCUCCUGUGCCGGUCAAAUCUAUCAAAGUCAAACAGAGAGGAAGAGAGCAGGACGAGUUGAAAAGAAAUUAUGAAAACUCAAACAGGGCCUACAACUAUGCAGAUGUAAACACAGCAUCCAAUCGCUAUGGUACACUGCCACCAUCGUCUUCCUAUCCUGACAUAGACAGGCCAUACGAGUACAUGUCUAUGAGACAGGUCCAGAGCAAUUUGAACAAUGGCGCCUCCAAAUAUGACACAUGGAAUAACAGGCAGCCAGGACUGAACAAUGCCCUGUCCCAGCACAGUCUUCCACUAGACGCCAUUGACAGGGGCUCCCCACAGCCUCCUCCCCUCCCACCUCAGCCCUCGGAUGCAGAUUAUUAUGAUGGCAGAGCCUUUGCCAACGAAGUCUAUAUGGACCACACAGACGUGCGGCAAACCAGAGGACAGUUCGAACUUGGCGGAGGUGGGGGGUACACACGACCCAGAACGGAUGAUGAACAACUUGAGGACAUUCAGAGGACCAGAUGGAGGACCAAAUCAGAGACCCGGCUGACAGAUCUCUCCAACAGGAGGCCUUGGACAGACUCUAACAGCCACAGCACUCACGCUCUUGAGUCCAGCGGCACACACAGGAGAGCUGAGCCAGCCAUCAACGAGAACAGAGGGAGGAAUGCUACACGGUAUAAGAGCUGGGACACGGCUAAACACGAGCAUGAUAUGUUCACCAACUACACCAGGCUUAUCACAACACAGGGUUUUGUUCCCCAGGGGAGGGCAUUCUCCAACAGUCAUAGAGAUCUGAGGGAUAACUAUUCCUCUGUGGCGCCAAAUACCAGGACCUACGCUAACCCAUUGCCCUCCCAUAGUGCUGACAGCGCCUUCACUUCGUACAAGAGACCAGUGAAGCAGAGUUCCUUCUCCUACACUCCGUCUGCUUCCCACUCACCUGAGCGGAAGAGAGACAGGCCCUUAGCACCUACCCACAGGAGCCACAGCGUCGGCACCGAGCUAAGAACUAAAAUUGUCUCCCCUGGACAAAAAGGCCCUUCACUCAGGGUGACAGAGCUCAAGAGUAGCCUCAAUUAUUCCCCACCCAAGACAAAGUCCAAAACUGCUGACCAUAUGAAUGGGGGAGUCACCAAAGCUGAUGACUUGCCCCCUCCACCCCCCUCCCCCUCAGAUGAACUCCCAUUUCUGUUUUCCAUAAUGCCACUGCCCCCUCCACCUCCUAUCACUGAACUCUUGAAAGAAGGUAAAAAGUUUGCUCCACCAGCCCCGCCCCUGUUAACUUUUCCUCUUCCCCCUAUCUCACAAAAUGGGUCUGACCAUGAAAGCACUAGUAGCAUACUGAAUGUCAAAGUCCAUUCUGAAAAAGAUGGGUGUUCAGAUGGUGUCUCUGUUCAAUCUCUCGUUGGAUCAAAAAGGACUGGAGACAGUGGCAGCUCUGACAGUAUCAAUGACAAGCACACAAUUAUAGCUACAGCUAAAGGUAUUUUCACAUCAAAAGGAGGAUUGCUAGAAUCUAAAGAGACUGGUGUCAGUAUUUGUAUACCAGAAGGUGCCAUUGCAGAAGACACUGAACAAGAAAUCUAUUUUAAAGUCUGCAGAGACAACAGCCUGUUACCUCCCCUGGACACAGAGAAAGGUGAGACUUUGCUAAGUCCACUGGUGAUGUGUGGACCUCAUGGGAUCCAGUUCAAGAAGCCAGUAGAACUCAGACUGCCCCACUGUGCCUCAGCCAACCCAGAGAGCUGGUCAUUUGCUCUCAAGUCGAGUGAAUCACCUACAGGUCAAGCAACAGAGUGGCAGAACACAACAUUAGCCGGCUCCGAGGCCAAAGGAAGAGUAGAUCAAAACAGCGUCUCAAUUUUGGUGGAUCAUUUUUGAUACCAUCUGGCCAGACUCCACAAACCUUUUUUUUUUUGUGUGUUACUGUUUCUUCCGUGAUACUGCAUAUCAUCUGAUCUGUUGAUGUUGCUGUAUAAUACAUUGUAGUAUUAUUAUUGCUUUGUGAAUGUUGAUUUUGAAAGCAUGUUUGAAAUCUUGAUGAUGAUUUGUAAUAAUCAUAUUUCUAGAAGGGAAUGUUUUGGAAUCAGAUAAAGGAAGAAUACUUUGUAUAUUUUUUUUUACAUUCUGCUUAGACUAAUUUCAAUGUAUCCUAUACAGAACUGCAUGACCAGUAAAACUCUUUCCUAAAACAUUCCGUAAACCUCAGAGAUUAUUUUACUUUGUACAAAACAGAAAUUUGCUAAACAAAUUGAUAUACACUAUGCUUUCCUGGUAAACAAAUGUUGUUUUUAUUCAAUUUUGCUAUAUAAUAGACAUCACUAUUAUCAUUUGUGAAUUCUAUUUGUUUGAAAUGGUUGUAAUAUAUAGAAAGAUUGAGUUGUUUUUUUAUAAGCUGAUGUUAUGAAGUAAAGUCAUACAUCUAUGCACCAAGCAGUAUAGUACAGUUUUCUUUUUUUUUUUUUUUUUAAAUACCAGGACAGUGUUUGUGUUACUUAUUUUUCAACCCUUUAUCAUUUCUGCAUUUUAAUUUCUCAGACCAGUACCUGGCCAAUGAUAUUGACAUAUAUAACAUUAAGUUUUAUUUCCCUUUAUUUUGCUAAUUGCAAUUUCCCUUUAAUUGAAAAAAAAAAGAUAUAUUUAUGUCAUACAAAUGUAAGUCUAUUAUUGGUUGUUUUCUUGCUGGCUGUGCAUUAGUUUCUUGAGUUGAAUCGAUGGAAACUGCUUAAGAUGCACUAGAGUUUGGGGGACUAGCCAGACUGUUUAGUGAGUCUUACUUCAUGUUACUUUAAUGCAUGCACUUCGACAGUCCACCAGUGAGUAGUGCUUUAAUCUAAACCAAUGAGAAGGUUAAUGCUUAAAUUUAAACCAAUUAGGUGGUUAGUGCUUUAAUCAACAAACAUAUUUCACUUUUUGAUAUUAUUAGAAACAAAAUUUUUUUUUAUACUUUGUAUUUCAUUUAUGUUGAUAAGUCAAUACGAACAACCCUUUUUAUUGAGGGUGGGGAGGGGAGUGCUGUUAUUUUCAGGCCUCUGAUGAUAUAUUACAUUUAGUUUAAUCAGUGCUUUUUUUUUUUUUUUUUUUUUGUAAGAUCUAUUUUUAUUUCUAUCUAAUAAUUGGCUUCUGAAUGGGACUAAUUAAAGGAAAUGAACUAUUGAGUGGAAGAAAUUUUUUUUUAAGUUAUUUUUUUUUAAUAUGUUAUGCAAAUUCAUCAUCAACUUUAGAGUUAAGCCCUACAAGUCGUCUUUGUAUUUUCUAUCCUAAGAUUUCAACGUCUAGAUGUAGACAGAAUAUUAAAACAUAAGUCCUAAUAAUGGGAGAAUACUCAAUUACUUCGACGUAGAAUUGAUAAGGAACUUCUAUGUAAUGAUUCUCUGAAUUAAAGUUGCAAAGGGAACUUAUUCUGUUAGCUACUUUAGAAGAGUUUUCAAAGGGCAGAUUUCAUCUGCUGCUACUGGUGGUUGUGACUGAUAUAUACAGAUACACUUUGUGAAAUUUUUUAUUUUUUUUCCUUUUGCGUGUGUGCCAUUUUAAUAUUUAAUUCUCUUGGAGCAUCACAAUACAUAUUUGUAUUGGUGAUGAUUUUCAAUUCCUUAUGUCUGGAAAUGUUAUACUGUAUUCUUCCUUGGUGAAAAUAUCAAGAUGUAGAAAAAAAAUGUAAACAUCCUUAUAUGGUUUGUUUCAUUUAGUUAAGUGACACUUUUAUAUUUGAUUGUUAUAAAUGGUAAAAACUCAUAUUUUUUUUAACAAAAUGUGUUUUGUGCUGCAUAUGAUUUCAGUUUUAUGGAAUAGAGCUUUAUGAAAGGUCAUUUUUUAUUUUGUCUUCUGUGACCUCUUGUAUUGCUGGUACUUAACUUAAUUUGUGUAUUUCAAGUAUUACUUGCAUGUGUCUAUGAUGCAUAAUUUAAAAGUGUUCAGUUCUAUACUCAAUGUAUAGAAAUACUAAGCAGUUCAGGAAAUGUACAUAGGGCUUCCAUACCAUGUAUAAUAUGUAGUUUCAAGGCGCUCCUGACAGAAAAUUCUGGGAAAUUAUUUGUAAUGUGAUUUGCUAGUGUAAAACAAAAAUGUGUGUAGGUCAAAAUAAUUUUUUUUUUCUUUUUUUGUUUUAGAUGGAGCGAUUAUAAAUUAUAAAACAAGCAUUUGGCCAAAACUGAAAUGGUUAAAGUAUAUUGUGUUUUAAUCUGGAAUCAUUUGUUACAUUGUUUCAGAUGAUUUUGAGCUUUGUACAUAGCCAGCUUACUUAGGUCAGUGUUUUCUGCCCGUACUUCUUUGUAUGAAGUAAUAUUUGUCACUCAUAACUUUGUUAUUCAAGAAAGUUUGGAUCUUUGUUCCUGAUAUGUUGAUUCCUGCAGAUUAUUUUGAUUGUCUAACAUUCUUUCCAUCUGGAGCAGUAGUCUUCAAUCUGUUUGAUCAAAAGUCUGUGAACCGGUGGAGGCCUAGUGCUUCAAAGUAUUUCAAAAGUGGGUCAUUGUCUUAUUAUAAAGAGAUAAAUAUUUAAAAACUUGCUUCAGAAACAUUUUCCGUACCCUGUGUUUUGUAUUUAUCCACAUUCUUUACCCGACCACCAAAAUGAAGUCUUGAUGUAACUCUACUUCCAUGUAUGGUAUCCAAGUGUCUUGCCAUAUUUUGAUCUGUUCCUUAUUACAACCUAUUGACAUUUUGCUAAAAAUGAAUUUUUCCUUCCAGCUAUGCUAAAGAAAUUAUUAACUUUUGAUUUUUUUUCCACACUUGUUUCAUGGUGGCCAGCUGUCUGAACUGAGCUGGUAAAUUAAUAAUAAUAGUAGGGAGGAGGUACUAGUAGGGAAAUGUUCUGGAGGCAGGUUCUACUAUUUCAUCAUGUAUACUACAAUUUUAUUGUUUUUGGUUAAGACUUUGAGGUCCUAUCCUACGGGCACUGGUUGGAGUGGUGGAUGAGUUGCAAGGAUUUAUUUUCUGCCUUUAAGAUCUGGAUCAAAGCUUCUCAAUUCACCAAGCUCCCAAUGUGCACUUGGUCUCAAUGGUGGAGCUUCUUUCACCACAUCUUAAGACUCUUGUAAACUAUAGAUCUAGAAAGUAGUGAACAUUUUGUCAGUCCUAUGGACCACAACAUCUCAAAGAGGACUUAACAUCUUAUAUGUCGCAUAUAAAUUUUUUUAUGCCAGGCAUGUCACUAAAUUAUUUCGUCUUUUCGAAGAGUGACAACAAAUUAAAGUUGUAGGAAUGCAUUGCUGUGUAUUUUCUGUUUGAUCAUGAGCAAGACAAUUGCAGGGAAAGGAGCGGGAAGGUUCUAGAUAUUUUUUGGGAAAUUAAAAAGAUCUUAACAGCUUAAGUAUACUUUUAAUAAAUUUCCUAAUAACAGUUUGACUACCUUCUCCUAGAAUGACAGCAUUUAUAUUUCUAUUAUCACAAGAAAUCUUGAAAUCACCUUUUUUGUCUAUAAUAAUAAUUGAAUUGACUCAUAAUGUCUCAAGAUGUCCUUGUGUGAUUUGUUUUAACCUUUGUGAUUGAUUAUAAAUGCCAACUUUAGUUACACACAAGUUGCUACUUGUUUAGUAUUACAUUAGAAAAUUUGACAUUGACCUAAUUAAAAAAAUAAUAAUUGUAUAUUACUACAGAUUUUUUACUGGCCAACCAAAGAUCAAACUGAAGUGAAAAUGUACACUAGUUUUAAUAUAACAGUAUUAAUAGUUACGGUGGGGACACAGUUUCCUCACCUCUAUAUUUAGCUUUUAUGUUUUUCUGAACCUUAUUUUCUUUAAAAUAAUUUUUGUUCAAUCUCACAUUCCUUCCUUUUGCCAUCACUCUUUCUCAGGCAAAGUCUCAAAACGGGGGCACAUUUUCUUAAGUGCUUCUUUAAUUUUAAUUUACAUUGGUUAGCAACAUUUGUUUUUAUUGAAUCCCUUAUUUUUUGUAGUGAAUAGUGUAAGACAUUGAGCUCAUUGUGUGAAUAUUAUAAGCAGUGGAUCAAUUGGGAAACUUAUGACAUACAUGACAACUAAAUUCCUAUUAAAAGGCUGGCAAAUCAUCUGGAAAUGUUAUUUAACCUUGGUUAGGCCAAUUAUAGAAUAUGCAUCCUCCGUUUGGGACCCCUCAACUCAAGAAAACAUUAAGAAACUGGAACAGACACAAAAUAGAGCAGUGAGAUUCAAAACAAACGAAUAUUCACAUUUGACUAGAGUAACACCUUUAGUAAAAUCACUAAAUUUAGAAAGCCUUCAGGACAGAAGACUCAAAAGUAAAGUAGCAAUUAUACAUAAAACACUGAACCAUAUUCUUCAAAUACAAAAACAAAAUUUAAUAAAAUACUCUGAAAGACACAAAGAUAAAGGCACAUUCCUCGUCCCAUAUGCUAGGACAAAUUUGUACAAAUACUCCUUCUUCCCUAGUGCUAUUAGAGCAUGGAAUGGGUUGCCUGAGCUAGCCAGGAAAACCAGUGACUUGGCAGAAUUUAAGUCAUUGGUCAAUAUGCAUGACUAAAUGCAUGACGCGUAGGACGUAAUCAUCUUCUUUUUUGAAGUAACGUCUUUAUUAUAUAAGAUAAGAUAAAUACUAGCUAACCAUUAGAAUUUCAACAACUAGAAUUGAGAUAUUAUAAUGAUGAAUCCACCCUCUUGUAAUGGAAAUGAAACCUCUCAUAAACUAAACUGGGGAAAAUUAUUUCUUUCAUAAAAAAUUAAUUUCACUUUCUUGUGUAGAAUGUCAUAAUAUUUAUGGUAUGAUACAAAAUCUCUAGUAAUGAAUUAUUAUGAGAAGAUGGUUAAUAUCCAUUUAAAAUGAAUUGGUAACUAAUAAUUUCUUGCGAGAUCAAUAUUAGUUCUGUAGAAAGUAAACAAUGAGAAUUUCAUUCUAUAGUAAAAAUGGUUACAAAUUGUAUUUUACCUUGGGAAUAAAUUUCAUGAAACUUAAAAGCUGGCUAUUUCGACUUUUUUUUUUACAAAGCUUAUAAUUAUUACUGUCUGUCUGGAAUGAUUCUUUUACAGGUUUUUCUCCCACUUCCCAUUCUUGAAUGAAGUUGAAGUUUUGCACAACUGAUGACAAUACAUGAAUCGAUAGAAAAACAAAAAAAAAUUAGUUCAUCAGUUAAUGUUAAUUAAUUUAUUUAGUUUUAUAUUAAAAAGGCAAGUUUUGAGAUAUAUGGCAGUGAUUAUGUGGUUCUUCCCAUUAGAUUAAUUUUUUUUAAAGUAUUUUUUAAAACUAUUUAAAACAUCUGGACUUGUUAAAGUCUGAACUUAAAACUUCAGUAAUCUCAAAAAUAUUUUUUACCUUGACCUACAUUAGAAAAUCUGACAACAGUGGACAUGACUUUGGUCUUGUGUGUGACAAGACAUCUCAGAUUGUUUACUAAUAGGAAAUGACUUUCUUGGCUACUAUGUACUUAUGGAAUUUGGAUAUUCAAUAUAUUUGGCAAAUAUGAACUGCACUUAUCUAUGAAAUAUCAAAAUGUGUAUUCUAAAUUCAGCUUUUGUUUCUCUAUUUUAAACAUAAAAAUUGUAUCAUUUGUUUUUUGUUCCUUGUGAUGAAAUAAAUCUCUUUAUCUAUAUUUGUACAUAAAAUAUUUUAUUCAUACUAUCAAUAUCAUUUCAUCGUUGAUUGUUUUAUGUUUACUAGUAAUUUACUCUUUUUUUUUUUAACUUCAAACUAUACACAUUCUAAAAAUAGUUGUUGUUUUUUUAACCUUGUCCCAUGGUUUGGUUGUUGUGAAAAUAUAGUUUAAUUUUUUUUUAAGUUAAUCAAGUUGGAGCUGGAGAAAACUGUUUGAACAAAUCUUUACAACGUGAAGUCAAAAAAAUGGUUGUUAUAAAAUCAAAUAUUUUAUUAUUACACUAUGUGAAAAAUGUAUGUCAUUAUUGCUACUGCUUUAGGCAUUCCUAACAAAUAAAUUCGCUCACUCUGCAUAAUUUUAUAGUCUUAGAAACCAAAUGACAAAUAAGAACAUAUUUUUGUUUAGUAACCUUUAAAUUUAGCUUGCUAUGUAUUUUAACUUUAAAAACUUUAUAUGAAAUUUUUUAAAAAGUGAUAAUGUGGCAUUUUCUGACGGAGAAGUUUAAAUUUAGUCGUCAACACUGUUGAAGAAAUCAUUCCCUCUGCUGUCAACAUUCUAAUGAGAAACAAGGCAAAAAAUUAAUUAAUAUAACCUGUUUUUUUUUUUACUUUGUGUCCUGAUGUAAUAAAAAUGUAGAGAAUAGAGAAAUUGUUUUGUGCCUUUUGCCAUUUCAAAUUAAAGCAUUUUUUAAUACACCUUUACAAA